UGACAAAAUGGAACACACCAGCAGUGUGAGGAGACCUGAAAGUGGCACAUGGCAUGGCAGAGUGUGGCGAUGGAGACAGCAGCAAUGGGAGGCGGUACAGGGACCCAUGAGACACUGUGGACCUGGCAGCAGCAUGAGGAGGCGGUACGGGGGCCCAUGGCAGAUUACAGGCCUGACAGCAGCAAUGGGAGACGCCCGUAAUCUGCCAGCAACCUAUGACAAAAUGGAACCCAGCAGGAGUGUGAGGAGACCUGAAAGUGGCACAUGGCAGAGUGUGGCGAUGGAGACAGCAGCAAUGGGAGGCUGUACAGGGACCCAUGAGACACUGUGGACCUGGCAGCAGCAU
Staurois parvus is the source of this 346-nucleotide messenger RNA. The record is from the annotation of a GenBank genome assembly. Lineage: Eukaryota; Metazoa; Chordata; Amphibia; Anura; Ranidae.